AUGGCUCGGCGCCGUAAAAUUGAUCCGAGAGAAGCUGAAGAACGUCGUUAUCUAAUUCGGCAAAACAAGAAACUCUUAAAUCAGUUAUAUGAAUCUGCAAAAAAAAUAGAGCGUCUGGAAGGCACAAAGAUUGAGCUUAAAGAGCAGUUGGAACUUCUAGAUUUUCAAAUGAUGGAGCUUGAAAACCAUAAAUCUAUGCUUGAAGAAGAACUAAAGCAACGUCCUGCUCAGCAAAGCAGCGAGGUACAAACAGAGGAUAUUGAGCAAUCUGCAAUUACAACAGAACUUUUACGCGAAGAGGCUUCUGCUCUCCGUGUUGAAUUGACUGGCCAAAAAGCACUCGUUUCUGCAGCCAACGCUCGUCACUCUCAUAUGGAAAAUCUUCUACAUGAUUUAAGGCGAGAUAAUAUUGAUCUCCGGGAGCAGCUCGCUGCCUUACAGCAAAGGCAGUUGGAUACUGACGGUGACGUUGGAGAAGACAACUCAUUGACAGAGAGUGACAAACAUUUACGUUGUGCCAGACUUCAUGAACUCAUG
Messenger RNA from Protopolystoma xenopodis, 537 nucleotides. The record is from the annotation of a GenBank genome assembly. Lineage: Eukaryota; Metazoa; Platyhelminthes; Monogenea; Polystomatidea; Polystomatidae.